Molecule: messenger RNA, 6597 nt
Organism: Penicillium roqueforti
Lineage: Eukaryota; Fungi; Ascomycota; Eurotiomycetes; Eurotiales; Aspergillaceae
Product: non-ribosomal peptide synthetase
Exons: 3
Coding region: 1-6597 (2198 amino acids)
Biological process (GO): amino acid activation for nonribosomal peptide biosynthetic process; secondary metabolite biosynthetic process
Cellular component (GO): cytoplasm
Molecular function (GO): phosphopantetheine binding; catalytic activity
Source: RefSeq, a predicted model, not a curated record
AUGGGUGUAACUUCCCAAAUAGGGUUAUCACUCCGGGAGGUGGAUUUCCUGGGCUCAUAUAGCAGCAGGUUAAUCCAGCAAUGGAACAACCCGUAUACACUCGCACGGCCACAAAUAUGCAUUCAUACCUUGAUCCUGGAGCAUUGUCGGAGCCAACCCGAUGCCGAGGCACUGUGUGCUUGGGAUGGUUCCAUCACGUAUGCAGAGCUUGACAAAUUUUCACUCGCAGUCGCGCUCCAGCUGCUGUCAAUUGGUGUUGGCCCAGAGUCAGUGGUCCCGCUCUACUUCGAAAAAUCGAGCUGGACGGCAGUCGCCAUUCUGGGAGUGUUGAGAGCGGGAAGCGCUUUUGUUCUCCUCGAUCCCUCUCAUCCUAUGACCCGUCUGGUCGAUAUUUGCUCGGAGGUGCAGGCAAAAGUUGCCAUAGUCUGGGAUUCAUUGCAGGAGCUGGGUCGACAGCUGGGUCCUCGAGUUAUCACUCUCCUCGACACAAUAAAAAGCCACGUCGAUACAAGGAGAAAACCCUUCAACACACAAGUCAAGCCUUCAAAUGCCGCAUACAUCGCUUUUACUUCCGGCUCCACCGGCAAGCCCAAAGGGAUCGUGAUUGAACACCAAUGCUUCGUUGCAAAUACGCUGGCUCAGAACGCAGUCCAGAAUAUUAAUCACCAAACCCGGGCGUUUCAGUUUGCCUCAUAUGGGUUCGAUAGUAGCAUUCUUGAAACACUCAUGACCCUGGUGGCAGGUGGUUGUGUUUGUAUACCCUCCGAGGAGCAGCGGCUCAACGGCCUGGCAGAUGCCAUCCGUGGGAUGCGAGCCAACUGGCUCGAACUGACUCCAUCUGUGGCACGAUUCAUCAACCCCGAAGAGGUACCGCACGUAAAAUCUGUCUUGCUUGUCGGAGAGCCGAUGUCUCAAGACCAUAUCAAACAAUGGUCAGGGUCGGGGAAGAUCCAACUCCUGAACGCAUACGGCCCCGCCGAGUGCAGUGUGGUAGCCACUAUCCAGCCCCAUGUGGAAGUGGAAGAUCCUCAAAAUAUCGGUCGCUCAUACAGCAGUCACUGCUGGAUCGUGAAUCCUCAAGAUCAUGAUCAGCUCGAGCCCCUGGGUGCGGUGGGAGAGUUACUCAUCAGCGGACCAAUCGUAGCCCGAGGUUAUCUCAACCAGCCCCACCAGAAGUCUUUCAUCUCCAACCCUCGUUGGGCGACGCGAUUCGGCAUUCCUCCAGGCGAACGCGUUUAUAAGACUGGAGAUCUUGUGAGAUAUAAUGUCGACGAUGGCGCGCUGCGAUAUGUGGGGCGCAAAGACCGGGAGGUCAAGAUUCACGGGCAACGUGUUGACCUGCAGGAAAUUGAGCAUCAUGCCUCCCAGUUUCAGAAGGGAAUACUUGCAGUGGCCGAUGUGAUCCAAGUCAACGGUAGUAGCGCGGGGAAACUCCUUGCCUUGUUUAUUUCCGCUGAUAAUGAUGAUACUCGCCCGACGAAGCACAGUUUCGUUGUCCCCAUGAAUGACACCCUCCUCGAUUUGGUGACCGACUUGAAACACUGGCUGCGUGACUGUCUACCACCAUACAUGAUCCCAACCAAGUAUAUGUUCGUCAAUCGCUUUCCUUUAACGAGAACUAGCAAACUUGAUCGACGAGCCUUGAUCGAUCUUGCAGCAUCCAGUCACCCGCCGUCAGGAGAGCAUCCGUCAAAGCAGCGUGAUAGAGAAGAUGUCGAGCUGGACCCGGAGCUUUUUGCCAAGGAAAAUAUCUUGUGCUCCGUAUUUGCUGAGGCAUUGGGCUGCCCGGAACGGAACAUCGGUGCAGAGGACGGUUUCUACGACAUGGGAGGGAAUUCAUUGGCGGCUAUCGAGCUAGUAGCCCGUGCACGCAAGCGUGGCCUGGAAAUCACGGUGGCGGAUGUCAUCCGUCUUCAGAGUCCACGAGAUAUUGCGCGAUGUACCGUGGAUAGCAAAGGGGUUCAUGAGAUCUCGCCAUUCUCUCUUCUCAUAGACCCCGAGCAGAGUCUAUCCGCCGCGACAGCCCAGUGUGGCGUGGAGAGAGCAACGAUUGAAGACAUUUACCCUUGCACCCCUCUGCAGGAAGGUCUCAUGCAUCUAUCCAUCAUUACCCCGGGAGCUUUCAUGGGCACAUACCGAUUCUCCUUGGCUCCUUCUACGAACCUUCAUCGGAUCUGGGCUGCAUGGGAACAGCUUUGGCUUGUACAUCCCAUCCUCCGAACACGCAUAAUUCAACUUCAGGAUGGUCAAAAGCUUCAAGUAGUCAUCAUGCAAAAGCUUCCACGCAAAGACAUUUUAGUCGUGGAUGAUUGCGAGCCGAUGAGCUUGGGGACACCCCUUGCACGUUUAACAUUUCAUCCUGGACGGGCUUGCGGCGGAUCUGACUCUGGAAUGUUCAUUUUGACCAUGCACCACGCCCUUUUUGAUGGGUGGUCAUAUUUGCAGCUGCUCGAGGAUCUCCAGGUGAUUUAUAAUGGGGACAGAUUGCCACCACGCCCUGCCUUCAAUCAUGUCAUUAACUACAUCUCUAAUUUGAAGAUUGAGGAAGGUCACUCUUUUUGGCGUCAACAUUUCAACGAUUUACAAGCAACAAUGUUCCCUAUCUCUUCCCGGCGGUCAAUCGCGUUGCCACAUUGGCAAGUCAAAAGCCAGCAAAUUAUCCUGGCGAAGUCGGAUAUGAACUGGACCCUCGCCAAUAAAAUAAAAUUGGCCUGGGCCCUUGUGAUCUCUUCCCAAACUCACUCGAAUGAUGUAGUAUACGGAUUAACAGUCUCGGGCCGGAAUGCCCCAGUACCAGAAAUCGAUCGUAUUGCUGGGCCAACUUUUGCAACAUUCCCCUUCCGCACGCAGCUUCAUGACCAGAUAUCGGUGGAAGAUAUGUUGAUCCAAAUGCGACAUCACGACGUCUCCAUCAUGCCAUUUGAACAUAUUGGUCUCAGGCGUAUCGCGGAGUCAAGCCCAGACGCAGCCCUGGCUUGUGGAUUCCAGAAUCUUCUCACCGUCAGGUUGCAAUCUCUUCAGAUUCCUCCGGGCGCCUUGAUUGAUUUACCCGAGAAUGAAGAUCAUGACCUGAAAUUUGCGUCGUAUCCCCUGUCAAUUGUGGCCCAGCAGGAGGGCAAAUUGCUAGAGGUCAAGGCCAUCUUUAAUACCGACAUUCUAGGAUCUGACAGGACUGAGUCACUGCUAGAGCAGUUUGAUAUGUUGUUACAACGAAUCCUUCGGGAGCCCGGGACGACAGUGAGCAACCUGAGACGUCAGCUAGCUCCCGAGUGGCAGCAAUUAGCGGCGAUUAACAGGAAGAUCUCGCCCGAACUGCAUUGCCUACAUGAUAUUAUCCAGGACUUCAGCGUCAUCCAACCAAAUUCAGAGGCCGUCUGCGCAUGGGAUGGCUCACUCACAUAUAAAGAACUAGUCUCGUUGGCGUGGAGAUUGGCAGGCCAUAUCAAGUCUUUCGGGUCCCGGUCGGAACCCGGUGCUGUCAUCGGGAUCUGUGUGGAAAGAUCGAAAUGGUUUCCCGUUGCCAUCCUGGGCGUCAUGAUGUCGGGAGCCGCCAUGGUUUUGUUAGAACCCAAUUUCCCCGUGCCUCGUUUGCAGCAUAUCUUGCGAGACGCCGGGGCACGGAUGAUGAUAUGCUCUCUGGUAUUCCAAGAGAAGUGUACGGGCUUGGUCGAUGAUAUGUUGAUUCUGACUCCCGAUAUUGCGACCCGAGCGGACUACGAUACUUGGACUUUGCCAUCGGUGUCUCAUCAAGAUCCAAUGUAUGUUGCUUUUACAUCCGGGUCAACCGGUGCCCCGAAGGGUGUUGUGAUCGAGCAUGGCAUGGUAUAUUCGAUGCUCGAGGCACAUAAGGACAUAAUUGGCGCAUCAAAUGGGUCCCGAGGCUUGCUUUUCGCCUCGCCCGCGUUUGAUAUAUGCCUUGCCGAGAUUGUACUUAUACUCGGUGCCGGAGGCUGCGUAUGUGUGCCUUCUGAAGCUCAACGCAUGAACAGCUUGGCGAAAACGAUGACAACCAUGCAGGUCAACAUGGCUAUGCUGACUCCUUCUGUGGCACGCACCCUCUCGCCAGCUGCGGUCCCUUGUCUCCAAACUCUGAUUCUUGGAGGAGAGCCGCCAUCAGCCUCCGAUUUGGCGACAUGGGCUUCACGGGUCCAGCUGCAUCAAUCCUAUGGGCCAGCCGAGUGCACUAUGUACACAACCACUACACCGCCAUUGACUCCCAGCUCGGACUUGGGCAACGUCGGAUUUUCUCCAAACGCGUCAUGUUGGAUCGUUGACCCGGAGAACCAUGAUGAGCUUCAACCGGUUGGCUCCGUGGGAGAACUAUUGAUCGGUGGGCCGAUUGUUGGAAGAGGCUAUAUCAACCGAACCCAGGAGUCUGCAGCGGCCUUCAUUCGUGAUCCUGUCUGGAGCGAGAACUUCCCCUUCUUACGAGGAGACCGACUGUACAAGACUGGAGAUCUCGCUUCCUUGAAUGCAGUCGGGUCCUUAACUUUGGUCGGCCGAAAGGAUACACAGGUCAAGCUCAAUGGGCAACGGAUUGAGGUGCACGAGAUUGAGCAUUGUGCUGAAAAGUACCAACAUGGUACCGCGGUCAUUGCGGAAUUAAUCAACCCUGCCGGCAUCCAGAGACCUAGACUUGUCAUGUUCCUCUAUGAUCCUGCGACGGUAGAAACAACGGUGGGCAUAAACUCUGCUUGUCUUGAACAUCGGGAACUAUUGCUCCCACCGUCAACACGAAAUCAAGCUUACCUUGAAGGUGUAAGACAUCAUCUCAAUCAAUACCUUCCACCGUAUAUGAUACCAUCCCUUUUUCUUUCGCUGUCCCGUCUACCGCUUAGCCCAAGCGGCAAGGCCGACCGCAAGACACUACGCCAGAUUGUUUCGAAAAUGGAUAGAGAGACAUUGGAGAUGUAUAUGGAUAAUCCGGUGGCAGAGAAAAGGGAACCAACGACAGAGCAAGAGCGAUUCGUCCGUGCAAGUUUUGCCACGGCCCUGUCAUUGAAUGAGGAGGCUGUUGGCAUGGACGAUAACUUCUUCGCUCUCGGAGGUGAUUCUAUUACUGCCAUGCGCGUUCUCACUUUGUGUCGGAGAAGGAACAUGGCCAUCUCGAUGCAGGAUUUUCUCUCAAAGAACACUGUAUCCUUGUUUUGCGCAAAUGCCAUUGUGAUUCAGGCCCAAACUGUUGAUUCCAAGCGCCAGAAAGCCCUGAAUUCCGAAGACUCCGUUCGAGGGAAAAAUUAUCUUGUCCAGUUUGAGCAUAUCGAAUACCAGCUGGACAUGGUUCGAUCUCGGUUGAAUUUGUUGAAAUCGGAUUCCAUCGAGGAAAUCUACCCCUGCUCUGACGCCCACAGUGGGGUGUUGGAGCUCUAUACGUCCAACUACACAAGCACUGCUAUUUUCGAAAUUUGUUCCACCGAAUCAGUGACUGCGAUACAGGUGAGCAACGCUUGGAAUCAACUAGUGCAUCGUCAUGUCGCCUUGCGUACAGUUAUGAUGAAAGAACCAAAGGUUCAUGCAGAUUACCUUCAUGUAGUCCUUGGCAAGGGACCAGCUCAAAUUCUUGCUCUUCCUUGCAGCAAGAAUGCCCUCACAGAGCUGAAAAAUCUCGAACCAGUCCAAUUCUGGGGCCUGUCACCACCACACCGGUUAAUAAUCGGCCAGGACAAUUCUGGAGCGGUCUUCAUAAGGCUGGAAACGGGCUAUGCCUUGAUCGACGCCUUUUCUAUGACCAUUCUACUAGAAGAACUUUCUCUCCUCCUCCAGGGUCAGCCUUUGCCAGAGAAUGGAGUCUCGUACCGUCAAUAUCUGUCCCAUUUGCACAGCCAGUCGUCUGCAGGAACGCUGCAAUACUGGACACAGACGCUUUAUGGAGUAUACCCUUCCCACCUACCCAAACUCCCUGCUAAACAGUCCCCUCUGCCUGAACCGCGCUCGCAGAGCCGCUGCCUGUCAUUCGCGCAAUCAAAGCGUUUAGAUUCCUUCUGGCGUUCCAAUCAUCUCACCAUCACCAAUGUUUUCCAGCUGGCAUGGGCCUUGACUCUCACCCAAUACACCAAUUCCCGCGAUGUGUGCUUCGGAACCAUCACCUCGGGGCGUGAUACCCCUCACCUUGAAGUAUGGAAUAUUGUUGGGUCAUUUUUCAACAUUCUUCCGUGUCGAAUUGCAAUUGAUCCCACGCGCACGGUAUUGGAUACUCUCCGACAGAACCAGGAGAAUAUUCAGCGUCGAAACGACCAUCAGUACUGUUCCAUGCCAGAUAUGAUCCGAAAAGCUGGAAUAAGGAGCUUAGACAAGGACCAGCAGCUGUUCAAUACAGUUUUGACAGUGCAGAACCCAUUCUCGACACGAUCAUCUACUGCAAAGGAUGGGAGCAACGAGAUCGAUAUCAAACUCAUCGAUUUGGACGAUGCAACUGAGUAUGACCUAUGCGUAGCUAUUAUUCCCUCCCAUUCCCACUUCAAGGUCGAACUACGCUACUGGACGACGACUGCAUCUGAGGAAUAUGCUUCGGAUAUUCUAGAUUGCCUUUUCAACCAGCUGGAACAGAUUGUGCAUCAUGCGACCAAGCCAUUGAGCGUCAUCACCAGUAUUGGAUGA